AUGGAUAAAAUGUGUGGAAAUGAUCAUUUUAUUUUCGAUGGUGAUCGUGUACCGGGUAUUUCAUUACAAUUAACAAGCAACAGUAAAUACAAACCAAAUUUUAAUUGCACCGUCAGAUUUCGAACAGCUCAACCAAGUCAACGAUUGAUUAUUACAAUGGAAAAAAUGGAUAUAACUGAUUGUCCAGGUGAUUCAUUACGUAUCUAUGAUGGUACAACAUUACUUAAUAAAGAUUCUAAACAACAAUGUGGUUCACCUGACUUAUUUACUUUUACAACUUCAACAUCACAAGUAUCAAUGACAUUUACAAGUAAUUCAGCUGUUGAAUCAUCUGGAUUUCAAGCUGCUAUUGCACUUCAUUUUCCAAUGAUUGCUGCAUGUCCUCAAAGUCUUGGCUUUUUUCAAUGUAAAAAUAAGAAUUGUAUUUCAAAACAACUUCAAUGCGAUGGACGAAAUCAUUGUGGUGAUCGAACAGAUGAAAAUCAAUGUAGCAUUCUUUCUGGUUAA
This is a messenger RNA of Rotaria sp. Silwood1, 507 nucleotides long. Lineage: Eukaryota; Metazoa; Rotifera; Eurotatoria; Philodinida; Philodinidae. The record is from the annotation of a GenBank genome assembly.